Messenger RNA from Betta splendens (Siamese fighting fish), 1423 nucleotides. It is a transcript of the gene rab33ba, whose product is annotated as RAB33B, member RAS oncogene family a. Gene Ontology annotation, molecular function: GTP binding; GTPase activity. Gene Ontology annotation, biological process: Rab protein signal transduction. The record is from RefSeq and is a predicted model, not a curated record. Lineage: Eukaryota; Metazoa; Chordata; Actinopteri; Anabantiformes; Osphronemidae. The coding region runs from base 237 to 965 and encodes 242 amino acids. Gene Ontology annotation, cellular component: Golgi apparatus; endosome. The transcript has 2 exons.
GCGAGAAGGAAAUCUCUUUGGACAACAUUGUACGUGGCUUCGCGUCUGAGGGUGUUUACCGGGAUGCUCUUGUUCCCUGACAAACCUCUGUACGAAUAAACGCAGCGUGUGUUUUCCAUGUCAGUGGCUCUUUGUUAGGGACGGAUCCGAACCUGCGAACACCUUCCUCUAAGGCGGCAGUAACCUUCCCGCCAGGAGCCUUCCUAGGUGAUAUCCCAGCCUGACGUCCGUCUGCGAUGGCUGAGCUCGGGGCGACGGUUGAAUUUCCUGGCUCUCUGACGGGUUCGACGCUCCCGCCGCCAAGGACUCGCAUAUUCAAAAUUAUUGUGAUCGGGGACUCGGGGGUCGGGAAGACCUGCCUCACGUACCGCUUCUGCGCCGGCAAGUUCCCCGAGAAGACGGAGGCCACGAUCGGGGUGGACUUCAGGGAGAGGCUGGUGGAGAUCGAAAGCGAGAAAAUCAAGAUCCAGCUGUGGGACACUGCAGGCCAAGAGCGCUUCAGGAAGUCCAUGGUGCAGCACUACUACCGCAACGUGCAUGCAGUUGUCUUUGUCUAUGACGUUACGAACGCAGCGAGCUUCCACAGCCUCCCCGCCUGGAUCGAGGAGUGCAAGCAGCAUGCUCUGGGCACAGAGGUGCCAAGGAUCCUGGUUGGUAACAAGUGCGACCUCCAAGACUCCAUCCAGGUCAGCACGGAUGUGGCACAGCAGUUCGCAGACGUCCACUCCAUGCCUCUGUUUGAGACAUCUGCGAAAAACCCCAACAACAACGACAACGAACGCUGUGGCAGAGGGAACAACGACCAUGUGGAGGCCAUUUUUAUGACUGUGGCCCACAAGUUAAAGUCUCAGAAGCCUCUGGUGUUGAGCCAACCUCUUGAGGGAUCAAGAGGUACCAUUAACCUCAGCAGGAGCAUGAACAAUGGGGGGGGCGGGACAAGGAGCUGGGGGUGCAGCAGCUGCUAAAACUGCUAAAAAGAGGAGAAACGGCCUCAGCUUGAGGGCUGCAUGAAACCGGAGGGAUGGAGGACACUCCAAGAAAAACGGCUCCACAUCCAGAAUUAGAAGAGGAAAUACUUCCAAAUGCUUGUGCUUAACUUGACUACAUGAUACUGAUGAUACUAUGUACAAAUGAACUGAAUGUUGUUAAAUGCCAAACUCUGCAGUUGGUUUAUGGAAAAUAACCUUGUCAACAAGUAUCUGUAUCGGUCCAUCCCAACUACGAGGCUUCGUGUUGGCCGUCUGCUUGUCACAUGUAGUUUGCCAUGAGCUAGUGCUAACUUAGAUUAGCUUGCUGCGUUUUUGCAGGUUAUUGGUAUACAACAACCCAGACUCAGCCCAAAGGCUUCUCUGAAGGAACCAAAUGUGAAAUGUGGCCAGUAUUAAUAUGCAUUCUGACAAUUAAAAUAAUGAAAAACAAACAA